AUGGGGAAUAUCAAGCCGAAGUUUAAUAUCACCCCCGUCUUAUGGAGUAAGCCUAAUUACAGAGAAUACAAGCUUAAUGUUGACGGUUGCUUUAAGGGCAAUCCCGGAAGUGCCGGUGGUGGAGUAUAUUUUGGUCACUCUUCUAACAACUUGUCCAAGGCACGGGUUAUCAAGAUUGGAUUGAAAUGGUGUAUUGAUCACGGUUUCAAUGUUCUUACUAUAGAAUCUGAUUUCUUGACUGUGAUUAACAUGAUCAACAAAGCUGCAACUACAACAUGGAGCAUUAAGGAGGAAACUAAUGCCAUCCAUAAUAUGAUUUCAAACGGAAAUUUUCAGUUCAUUCAUAUAUUAAGGGAAGGAAACAACACUACUGAUCUCUUGGCCAACUUUGUGGAGCUUGAUAGGAAAAAUGACUUCUUCACUGAAAUUAUACACUUACCAAGGAAGAUUUUAGUCACUGUGAAGAAUGAUGAAGAAGCUCGUCCAAACUUUAAAAUCUAA
Solanum pennellii is the source of this 501-nucleotide messenger RNA. RefSeq lists its product as uncharacterized. The transcript is spliced from 2 exons. The coding region runs from base 1 to 501 and encodes 166 amino acids. Gene Ontology annotation, molecular function: RNA-DNA hybrid ribonuclease activity; nucleic acid binding. Lineage: Eukaryota; Viridiplantae; Streptophyta; Magnoliopsida; Solanales; Solanaceae. The record is from RefSeq and is a predicted model, not a curated record.